Nasonia vitripennis (jewel wasp) is the source of this 7659-nucleotide messenger RNA. Its product is annotated as flocculation protein FLO11. Gene Ontology annotation, biological process: neuromuscular junction development; positive regulation of protein tyrosine kinase activity. Bases 567 to 3788 code for a protein of 1073 amino acids. The transcript is spliced from 5 exons. The record is from RefSeq and is a predicted model, not a curated record. Lineage: Eukaryota; Metazoa; Arthropoda; Insecta; Hymenoptera; Pteromalidae. Gene Ontology annotation, molecular function: protein kinase binding.
GAUUCGAUCCAAUCCAGCAGGGAGAGAGUGUGAGAGAGAGAGCCAUAGCAUAGGAUAGGCCAUAGAACACACGGCGUGCAAUCUGCAGCAGUCGCGCAGUCUGUCUCCUCUAAGCUGGAGUUCGCUCGAGCGAGCUGCUGCUCCAAGAUGGAUGCUGCUGACUACUCGGCUUGGUGAAUUAUUAUUUUUUUCGCAGUCAGCCGCACGUUUACCGUGCAUACCUGUGCGUGAGUUCGGUUACGUUUACGCGCCUACCUCGCGGAGAGGUGAAUCGACGGACACGGGGGGCAGCAUGACAGUGGCAGCAGACGGAAGGGCGAAAGCAGCAUCGGCGGCGAGUGCUUACACUACUACCUGCAGAGCGAAAGAGCUGCGAUAACACGGAUGAGAUUGUUGCAUGCACAGCAUAGGUGUAGAGAGAGAGAGAGAGUUGUGGUGAUUCGCGUGUGCAGAGCGAGCAUCGAUAUCUCAUGCGAAUGAUAUGAGAGAAGAGCCCGCUGAUACCAGAAUGCUGCCAGCGCAUCCUCGAUUAUUAUGAAACAAGGGAGCUGCUCGCUGCUGGGAAAAUGGUCGAUAACAAUUGCAUUAUCGAGGGAAACGUCAAAUUCCGCGAUGGCAAGAAGUGGAAGUCACGCUGGUGUGUCAUGCGGAAGCUGUCCCCGGUCGCAGACUGUCUGCAUCUGCAACUCUACGGGGAUAGCAAGGAUAGGUACAAACAAGCGCAGACCAAGGCCUCGCUGAGCUUGGAGCAUUUUCUUGGGGUGCAGAGCGGCUUUACGCUGGACAAAGAGUCCAACACUAUAGCUAUCAUCUGCCAAGAUGUCACUGUUGUUCUCGCAUUCGACACGCGCGAGAGACUUAUGCAAUGGCAGGUCAAGAUAUCCAACAAUUUGGGCGAAGAUCAAGAGUUCCUGGUACUGAUAUCGAGCGUGCCGGCCAAGGCAAAACUGAGCACCGGACCGGCCCAUCUGCACGUGCAGGAGCAGCGCUUCUGCAUGACGGCGGGUCUUCCGCCUCGGCUACUAGGCAUUUGGCAAAUCGGCCAGUUACGUCGCUACGGCGUCGUAGAGGGUCGCUUUUGCUUCGAGGCGGGAUCGCGCUGCGCCCGCGGAGAGGGGCUCCACGUUCUCAUCAGCGAACAUGCCCACGAAAUUGAGCGGGCCCUCCAGUUUGCAGCCGAGGGUAAACUCUCGACGAGACCGCGACGUCGACCAGGACUGUCUUCGACCAUCUCCGGCUCGGUUGCUCCGAUUCCGAAUCUCGCCUCGGAGCUGCUUCGCCCCGAUCUCGACCAGUCCAUCUCGACGACCUCCUCUUCGUCCUCGUCCUACUGGUCCUCCCUCGAGAGCCGGCACCAGACUUCGACUCCGUCUUCGUCUCUGGCUCUUGCUCCGACUCCGGCUUCUUCGGCCAUACCGACGUCCGAGAGCUCCGACUGCGACGGCGUGAUGAAACAACAGCACGCCUGCCUCGACCGCUGCUCCAGCUGCAUCUCCAAGCUCGGCGCGAUGUCCAAGUCGUCGACGACCGUGAGCUCCCAGCUGCAACCGCGUGCGACGCCCUUUGAUCGGCUCUCGCUCUCCUCCUACAGCAGUAGCAGCCACGACAGCGAUUACUCGGGUUGCUCGCCCCAACCAGUUCAGGUCCAGAGCCAGCCGGCUCCCGCCCCUGCUGCCUGUCCGAGUCCACUGACUCUGCCUCCAAGGCCGCCUCUCAAGCCCCCAUCUACGGCCAAGCCGCCCAUGCCACUGCCAAGUUGCAGCUGCAACACUGUUCGCCGCAGCGCUGCUAGUGUCGGGAGCAUCGGCAGUAUUAGUAGCAGCAAUUGCUACGAUAACUACGACGUGCCCAAAGCGAUCGGCCAGCUGCCGGCGACUAUCGAGCCGCAGCAGCAGCAGCAGUAUUACGACACGCCACGUAAAAUUAAGGAGUGUCUGACAACACAGCCGGUAGUCUAUCCGAACUAUGACACGCCCCAUCUGCCCCAAGCAGUGCGUCUACAACAGUGCGGAUGUCCUGCCAAGCUCAACAAGAGUUUGGCCUCUUGUCCUUGUCACAACGUCAUGAGCUGGGCCGGCUUUGUCCUGCCGUAUUGUCGACGGGGUGCCGGCGUCGAGCUUCACACGGUCCAGCCCGUACGAUUGUCCGGCGAAGGCAAGAUGCCCGUAGUCAACUCGGCCAGCGGUCAGCUGAGCAUAUACAAUAAUUGCAACUCAAGCAGCACAAACAUUACCGAAGCUAGUCAAAACGAGUGCCCUCUGCAUCCCUCCACCGAGAGCGCCAACUCCUCGCUGCAGUCCAAUUAUGAGAACGUCGAGCCGGUCAUCGAUACCCAGCCGGAGCCGGCGGCCAAGCCAGUAAAUAACUACGUCAACAUCGAUUUCACCGAGUCUCUUGGAAACUACGAGAAUAGUAAGGACCUCCUUUCCAAGAUUGCUACCAAUAAUCUCGGCGAACAACGUGCUGCAGACCAGUUCACCCAGUCGAGUCAAGAGCAAACGUCGUCGGAGGUGGCAUCCACAGCCACAGAUUCGGAACACGAGAACACCGAGGGAAAGGAAACGCCAUCCAGUGUCUGUCAAAAGUGCGGUCACUUUAAAGGUUCGAGUCAGGACUAUCUGAUUGUGGACGAGGAAGAAGAGCUUAUAAAGAAGAAAAAGCCAGUUCCGGGAUAUCUGCCAAUGCAGCCUGCGCACAAUGCUUGCUCCAAGGAAGUGCUAUCCAGGCUGUGCACCGGCAUCAAAAGCUCGAGCAAUCCUGCGCUAUCGGCUUCUUCGUCGGGACUCGAAUCCAACAGAAAGAGGUCCGAAUCCGAGUAUCGUGUUCCAGGUUCGGCGAUGCUUUCUAGUCCCUACUUCCGACGUCGUCUCCUGGAAAUAUCGAGCUCCGAAACUGGCGCCAGCUUGAAUAUGCUCUUACGCAAGAGGUCCUACUCAGCCGAGUCUGCUCACUACUUGGACGACGAGAAAAAUUCCUUCACGCCAGCUGUUCCGAUUCACAAGUGUCCCAGUGAUACGGAUAAAGUCUUAGCGAGCAGACAGCUCAGUGCAAACUCGGUAGACAUCCAGGUGAACCAGAUAAGCUCUGACACCUUAUCUCCUCAAGCCACUCUAUCUUCCAUCAAGAUUCGUCGAUCUUCUUCGGUACCUUCCAAAACUGGCCACAAUCGUGACUCUUCGAGCAGCAACGAUUCCGGCGUCUCGACCGGAUCGCUGAGCCACCGCACUGCCGAGUUCGUCGAAUUCGAGUCUCCGACUACUGCCAACUCGUUGUUGAUGAAGAAACAAAGUGUUCCUUUGAUGUAUCGAAAGAGUCCUCCGCCUGCCUGUUUUCACAGUAGCUUACCAAGAAAGUCCAAAUCUACCGAUCCAUUGAGAGAACUGACUUUUCAAUUUCAUAAAGUUAAGCUGCCAACCAAAUCGUCGUCCGCUGAAGCUGACAUACCAACUUGUUUACCGCCAAAAGUACACAAGGAGUUCAGCAGUCCCAGUGAAGUGACGACUGCACCCUACAUUGAUUCCCGGAGUACAAGUAGCGGCACAUCAGAUAUGUCUGACUACAUAGAAACGCUAUCACUUUCCUCUCACUCUUCUUCAGACGCUCCCGAUAAUCUUCGAAUUGGCGGCAGAGCUGUGACGACAACCUUGCGUCCUCGUAGUGGAAAAGAAUAUUACAAAAUUGAUCGAAGUAUUUUGGUAGAACAGGGUCGAACCAUUAGCACCUCAUCGAAUUGCGCCAACGUUACACCAUUAGUAAGAAAGGAGACCCUCCGUCAUCCAGUUACAUGAAUGGUAAGACUAUAUAAGGACAUUGAAAUAGCCAAUAGGAAAUCAUCGAUCUAUCGGAAUUUACCAAAAGAAUCAUUUCGUCGUGAAUUCGUACUUUUACUUUUAAACUUAAUCCUGCGAUGGGUUUAAUCGAACCUGAUUUUGUCUUUGAGAUUCGCAAAUUUUUUAAUUGCAAUUUCAGAGCACAAAGAUUCACCUAACGGAUUUAUAAAACAUCGAACUUCUUGACGGGGAAUUUGUAAGCGCAGUUGUACAACAAGUUCGCGCAACUAUUUUAAAAUAACUUUAUGUAUGAAUUUAGCCUGUAGAGCAAGAGUAUUUGUAGAUUGUGCAAGUUUCCUAGUUCUUAAAUAUCCAAAGUUAUGUCUAAGCACAAAAGCUAUUCAAAGACUAUCGAAUCAAAAGUAAUAGAGCAAUUUCUAUUCUUCUCCAUAAUCAGCGUAUUUAUCAAACAAAUCAAACGAGCUAUCAAAUAAGACUUGUGUACAUUAAACACGAAAAAAGACUUGUACAAAAUUAUUAAAACAUAGGUCCGAAUUUUUUAAUGCAAAUAUAGUCGUAAACUUUUUUUAUGGGGUUAAACAGCUGUUGAUAUUAUAUAUGAUCAAGUAAAAGCAAAGUACUAAAGCAAAUCUACAUAUAAUGAGUUACGAAAUGUUUUUUUUUUUACAAAAUAAUAGUCAGUUCGACUUUUUUUAUCUCUCAGCAAUACAAUUACUGUAAAGUGUUAACGCCAAGAUGAUGAUGGUGAAGAAAUAUAUUUCGCUAAAAUUAGAGAUAAAAAUGAGUUUCAAACGUCAUUAUCAAGUAAACUGAAAAGGGAAAAUAUAUAAUUAUACGCGUACACUUUUUUAUUUAUCUAUUUUUAGAGUAAAAGCCUAAACUAUGUAUAUUACAGAUCUCGUAAGUUAACUUAAAAAAACUUUACUUGUGAGUCCAAAACUUUAAACUAUAGCAAAUGAAAGAAGAAACAAUAUAGGCGACGAAGAAAUGUGCAGCUUUUUUAUACUUUAGAAAAUGAAAAGUGUUCACGAGUUGGUUGCGACUGCUCGAGAUGCAUCAUGUGAUGCAUAGAGUUUAGCUACUAUGUGCAGGAAUGAUUUUACAAUUAACCUUGAACCUUAUUUUACUAUAAUCACCAGGCCGUAUUGCAGCAAGCAUUUUGAAUUGCUAUUUAGAAUUCGCGUUCUUUUAGCUAUUUUGUCUAAAUUAUCUAGAUACUAUUUGACUGAUGAAACAAACCUCCCUCCAUUUGUAUACAAUGUUGAAACCCCAUUCCAUAUUUUACACAUUAGUGCAAUUCGCAAAUUUUAUUUUUAGUUUUUAAGCAUACAAUAUAUUCGAAAUUAUGCACUCGGCGUAGGAACUUAAAGAAUUUUAUUCGGUUAAUUGAAUUCCGAUAAGAAUAGAACGGCAUAGUUCACCAUUGAGUCAUUGAUUAACAAUUUUAUGAUUAGAAAUACACGAAAACCAACAGAUUUACAUUUACAUAUUCGAAAAUGUAGAUCUGUUCCAACUUUUUUUUAUGCUUUUUCUUAACUUACUUAUAAAUAUUACAGAACUGCAAGAUCAGAUUAUAAUAUUUGUUAUGCUGAAAGAAAUACUUAUCCUUCAAUGUGAUUUGAUACUUGCAGUUGUAUUGCUAGUGAAGAAAAACCAAAUGCAUGCUUAUUACAAUUAAGAAAAAAACUAUAAUUUUUUUUAUUCAAGUAGCAAGUGCUUUCAAUCAUAUUAUCUUUUGAUUUUUAUCAAGACUUUGUUUCCUCGUGUUAGGAUGAUUCAUCCCGCAUUAUUGUGUAGGAAUUCUCCCUCAUCUCACUGUUUAUUGUGUUAUCUUUAUUUUAUGAUUUUUUGGGUGAUUUUUAGCCUGCCAUAAACUAUACGUUACGUGUUUUACAGACUUCAGCUCAAGUAUUAAAUACGCAAGCGAGCAAUGCCGUAUUAUCAAUUGUCAAGGAAAUGACUGUAGACAUUUUUUAAAAUUUAUUUUUUCUAAAAUCGUUAAAAAAAAUCGCGAUUUUAAUGACGACUACGAUUUUUUAAAAAUUAGAGGUAAAAAAUGCAUAUAAUCGAAAUAGACUCGAAGUUUAUUUCAAUGAAGCAUAUAAUUUUACCUUCAAGGCAGACAUAAUUUAGUUGAUAUUUAUUACCAUGUUCACUAAGAGCUCAAAAAGGUGCCAAAGAAUGUCUUCUUGUGAGAUUAAAAAUUAUUUAACAUCGCCCAAAUUGUCAUGUUCAAUCAGGAUGAUAGAAUUCUAAAUCAUAUUGCUACACACAACGCAAGCUUAUUGCAUCAAUAUAUUUUAUAGAAAAUGGAUUCGUUAGUCUUUAUGAAUAAGUAAAUUGUAUAUAUAAUAUAUAUGUAUGUAUUUAUUGCGAGCAGUGACAGCGUCAAUUAUGCUUUUGCAAAAAGAAAUAUUUAAAAAGAAAACAUUCCAGGUUAUGCUUGGAAAGUGGAAGGCCUAAUCAUAAAGCAAUCAAAUUAUUCAUAAUAGUACUAAUCGAUUUUAUUUUAAUCUUAUGAAGAUACCAAUGCGCAAUUUGUAAAAUAUUUGUUUCAUAACUUGUGAUCACAUCCUAUUUUGCGUUUGACAAUUACAGAAACAUACAUAUUGUACAAAUAUUUUUCGAAACUAUUGAUUCAUCAAUCAUUCGCCAUAUAUGACUUGAGUUAUAUGACUUAAGUAAAUUAAUGCGCACAAUUUAUACUUACUGCAACUGUUUUAAUGAAGAAUAUUUUAUUAUUUUUAUUAGCAAGACUUUAUUCGUAUGUGGUAUUUUUGUUUUUAUAAGAUGAUUGAACGUUGAAUAAUUGUUGCAGUACUGUAUGCACAAAUUUUUAAAACUAAGAAUUCCAAUCACGCACAAGAUUAUACAGGAAAACCAGUGUUAGUAUUGAAAAUUUCGAAACACUUUACGCGAAAUAAAGUGGGAAAUGCGAAAUCGAUAGAAGAAACUGGAGUAAAUCACGUGGCCUAUUAUUAUUUAUUUUUAACGUGGUAAAGACUUAACUACGGUGAAUAUUAAUUUUUUUGGUGUUAUAUUUCUGUUCUAAAUAUGAAUGAAAUGUUCUUUUUCAGUCAUGCUUAAAACUAUUGUAGAGUUAGCUCCAGUUUCUUCUGCGUGGUUAUAUUUGUAUGCUACUUAAUUAAUCAUUUUUAAGAAUUAAUUUUUACGAUACUUUUCUAAAUUUAUACAUGAAUUAGAUUCCUUGAACAAAAUGAUGACAAUUAUAAAAAUUAUGUAUGUACUUAAUGGGACAAUGAGUAUUAUAAAAAAAACGUGGGUAUUAAUAAAAAAUUGUACAAUGUGGUAUUGCGCGUAUUUAGUAAUGCGAUUUUCGUUUUUGCGAGGUUUUUGGCUAAAUUUUACAAUUUACAUGUAUACAAAUAUAUAAUAGACUUAUCAAAUUUGUAGACGUAGAAUAAUCACACAAAGACGAAAUCUAAUGUUAUCGUCUUCUACAACGAUAACACUAAAAGUCUGUCUGAAAUUGAGCUUAAAUUUCAAGAGGCACAACGUUUUUUAUCAAGAAACAAACGUAUACAAAAAAUAGCAAAGAAGAAAGUGAAAAUAAAGACUAGCGAUUUAUCAUCUAUCCCUCAUAUUUUUUUAUGAUACAAUGUGAGCGGGUAAUUUAAUUAUGACGUACCUAUCGUUUAUUAAAAUUGUGAAGCGGAUCUACUAUUGUAAGUUUUUCUAAAUAACAAAAUUCAAACGAGCGGGUAUAUAUAUACGUGUGUAUAUAUACUUAUACACAUGCGAUAUAUAGCAUGUAACAUAUAUUAUAAGUAAUAUAAUGAAAUCAUACACAAAUGUAGUAUUUCAAGUCUAAUAGAAUGGUAGUGGAAAUAAAAACGUUUUAAAAUAA